This is a messenger RNA of Branchiostoma floridae (Florida lancelet), 2111 nucleotides long. RefSeq lists its product as uncharacterized. The transcript is spliced from 7 exons. The record is from RefSeq and is a predicted model, not a curated record. Gene Ontology annotation, molecular function: protein binding. Gene Ontology annotation, biological process: signal transduction. NCBI's taxonomy places the organism in Eukaryota, Metazoa, Chordata, Leptocardii, Amphioxiformes, Branchiostomatidae. Bases 192 to 1964 code for a protein of 590 amino acids.
GUUCAAUUUCUAUCUCUUUCUCUAUUCAAAUCACCACCCCCGUGCCAUCAACAAUUGGACUUGUCCAAAACCUUUGAACUUCCGGGUUUUGAUAUGGCGGCCCUCCCUUGUCAGUCCCUAGUUAAUGAGUAACCAAGAUUGACAGAUCGACAAAACCCCGCUACAUGUAACUUAUUGUAAGGGAGAUCAAGAUGAGCUCAAACAGCUGCCAUUUAACGUGGAAAUCCUUGCAACAGUACGCACAGGACACUAAGAAACUCGAGUUGGACUUGCCACACAUCGAAGAACAUUACAAUGAGACACUCACCUUUCUCACAAUGCGUUAUGGCAACCUCAGAGGCUUUAUGCUCUUCAACUUGGAUCAGUCUAGAGAAGCCGAGAAGUCGUUUAGAAAAGUCUUAGAAGUUGAUCCCAGCAACUUGAACGCCAUAGGAAAUCUAGUAGUUCUGUAUGAAGAACAGUUCAUGUAUGCAAAAGCUCGGGAGAUGCAUGCAAAACUGAAAGCGUUACUGAAAGAAGGUGGAAACAAUGGUGAGGCGAGACAAGCAAGGGCCACCGCAGAGCAGGCCUUCGCUAUCCAAUGGUUUGAACAAGACAAACGUGAUUUCGGACAUCUCGCGUAUUUCGAGGAGGCAGCUCGGCGGUCCGAGUACGCGCUUCCAGAGGAGAGGCUGGCGUGGAAGUUCCAGUGCGGUCUGGCCGUCUACAGGCUCUACCUGCAGUUCUUACAGGCAAAGGCAACAGAAGAGAACAUCUUAUUCACACGAUGUAAGGCUUUGGCAUACUUCAACGAUGCCAUACAGGUGUACGAGAAACACAGACCCGAUAACUCCAGGGACGCGGCGCUAUGCUGGGUCUUCAUCGGCAUCAUUGUUCUGGACACGGAAGAGUCGGAAAGACAUGACCUUUUCAACAGUAGUCAAGUUGCAGAGACCACGCCAAAGGAAUGCUUCGACACAGCGCUGAGCUUGAGUAGGACGCCGUAUGUGGUAAGAAGGAUAGGGGAGCAGCUUGGAAGACCUGAAAUGAAGGAGUACGCCAGGGCAUUGGAGAUGUUGGACGAAGCGCUUGAGCAAAACCCCAGACGGUGCGGGUGGUUCUGCCACGAUAGAAAGGGUAUCAUUUAUUUGCAAAUGUUCAAACAUAAAACAUCGUUGGAAGGACAUUCACCAGACACCAUGCUGCAAGAAUCUCUAAAGAACUUUAGAAAGGCAGUGCAAUUUAAGAAAACUUACACCGACUUCGACUGUAUUGGACAGAUUCAAUUGGAACUUGGUGACUACCAGUCAGCCAUUGCUGCAUUCCGACAAGCUGUGAAUCAUGGGAUUGACGAUCGGUGUGACCCAGGUUUGACACACAGAUUGUGGGCCAAGUGCUUGGAAGAGUUAGAUGAAUUUGAAGGCGCAGAGGAGCAGCAUUUCACAGCCAGGAUUGUGGAGCAGAAACUUGCCCAGUCAAUGCCCGGUCAGCCUAUCCCAGGGCUCGAUACUCUCAGGCCACUAUCAGCAUUCCGGCAGGUGGAGAAGCCCAGAAACAAACAGGGCUACAAGUACGACUUCUUCGUGUCAUAUUCCAGUAAGGACGACGACUGGGUGGUGGGAGUUCUGGUCAAGACUUUGGAGGAGAAACACGGGUUCAAAGGCCUUGUACAUGACAGGGACUUCCAGGUUGGAAAAUCUAUAAUUGACAAUAUCUCCUACGGGAUCGACCAAAGUUUCAAAACCAUACUGGUCCUGAGUGAAAACUUCCUCCGAAGCAACUGGUGCAGGUACGAGAUGCAGCAAGUCCAUCUACGGGCCAUGAAGGGUCGCGGGGAUCACGUGAUCGCCAUCCUGUACAAGCCGUGCGAGGUACCUGACGACAUCGCACACCUGACGUACCUGCCGUGUAAGACUGACGGUCAGCUGGGUCCUGAUGGCUGGAGGAGACUGGAAGAUGCUCUCACUGAUUCUGAUGAGAGAUAACUUUGAUAGAAUGCCAUGACUCCCGCGUAUGCACCUGAUUCGUCCCCACUAAAUCAUCAUGAUUAUGAAUAAUGAUUGAUAGAUUUGAAAAUAGCCUGUAUAGUGUUACAAACUCCGUUACAAUUUCUGUGCAAUAAACUUUGAGUU